CAGCGGCAGCAGUAGCAGCAGCAGCAGCAGCAGCAGCAGCAGCAGCGGCGGCGGCGGCAGCGCCGGCAGCCUCCGCGGACGUAGCCUGAGGACUCCAUGAAGUCCAAGCGGCUCCUGCAGCCCGAGGUUUUCUGAUGGAGGUCCCUCAAUGGGACCCACUGAGAAAUGACUCCCUGCCACCCACCCUCACCCCAGCCGUCCCUCCCUACGUGAAGCUCGGCCUCACCAUCGUCUACACCAUCUUCUAUUCGCUCCUCUUCGUUUUUAUCUACGUCCAGCUCUGGCUGGUAUUGCACUACGGGCACAAGCGAUUCAGCUACCAGACAGUCUUCCUCUUCCUCUGCCUCUUCUGGGCCUCCCUGCGGACCAUUCUCUUCUCCUUCUACUUCAAAGACUUCGUCGCGGCCAACUCGCUGAGCCCCUUCGUCUUCUGGCUGCUCUAUUGCUUUCCCGUGUGCCUCCAGUUCUUCACCUUGACCUUGAUGAACCUGUACUUCACUCAGGUGAUUUUCAAAGCAAAAUCAAAAUACUCUCCAGAAUUACUUAAAUACAGACUUCCCCUCUACCUGGUUUCCCUCUUCAUCAGUCUUGUUUUCCUGUUGGUGAAUCUAACCUGUGCGGUCCUCGUGAAAACAGAAAAUUGGGAGAGAAAGGUCAUCGUCUCAGUGAGAGUGGCCAUUAAUGACACCCUCUUUGUUCUCUGCGCCAUCUCGCUUUCCAUCUGCCUCUACAAGAUCUCCAAGAUGUCUUUAGCCAACAUAUACUUGGAAUCUAAGGGCUCCUCCGUGUGUCAAGUGACCACCAUUGGAGUGACAGUGAUCCUGCUUUAUGCAUCCAGAGCCUGUUACAACUUGUUCAUAUUAUCCUUUUCUCAGAAUAAGAAUGUCCAUUCUUUUGAUUAUGACUGGUACAAUGUUUCAGACCAGGCAGAUCUGAAAAGUCAGCUUGGAGAUGCUGGAUAUGUAGUAUUUGGAGUGGUCCUUUUUGUGUGGGAGCUUCUGCCCACCACCUUAGUUGUAUACUUCUUCCGAGUUAGAAAUCCUACAAAGGACCUAACAAACCCUGGCAUGGUCCCAAGCCAUGGAUUUAGCCCUAGAUCCUAUUUCUUUGACAACCCACGAAGAUAUGACAGUGAUGAUGACCUCGCCUGGAACAUCGCCCCUCAAGGGCUUCAGGGAAGCUUUGCACCAGAUUACUAUGACUGGGGACAGCAAAAUAAUAGCUUCAUGGCACAAAUAGGAUCUCUACAACAAGAUUCAGCGUUGGAUCCCGACAAAUUCAGCAAUGGGUAGCCUCUGUUAACAACAGUAUUAUAGAAUUUUACUCCGCAGUGAAAAGUUUCAGAAAAAGAAGCUUAGGGACAAGCUAGAUGUUUAGGGCAUUGUCACAUGGAAAUAGGAUUUGACUUUGUUACUUGCUACAGGUUUCUGAUGGCUCCAGUGGGACUAAGCAAUAAUUUAGAUGGAAAAAAACUUUAUUUUAGUUAGUACUAAAGAAAUGAGCCUGGUUAUUUCCCUAGGCAUAAUUUAAUGUUUUUUUAUUUGUACUUUUACAGAAUACAUAUUUUGUAUAACUUAAAUGAUAAUGCUAAAGUAUAUUGAGGUUCUCUCCCAAGAAUUUGUUGAUGCAAUGUAUUUUUUAGUUUGCACAGAUAUUUUUAUGUAUAAUUCACUUUGAAGGUAUACAAUAUAUAGUUUAAUGUGUCCUGUAUGUCUUGUUAUAGAUGCGUUUCUCAGAUUGAGAUUAUUCCAAAUUAACUAAAAAGGUAUUGGAAAAUAGAGAUCCUUGUUAGAAUAUAGAAACCCUUCUCAUUGCUGCACAGUAGAACCUAACAAUUUGAUUAACAUAAUGUCUAAAUGCCUAAAUAGUUUCUAUUCACAAAGUUGCAACUGGAUAGACUGUUUGUUGCAAGCCUUCUGGACAAAUGGCUUUUUCCAAGUAGCUCCUCCAGGAGAAUUAGGCUUUUUUUUUUUUUAAAGGAAAAAGGCCUUAAAUUUUUUUUUUUUACAGGGCAAUGGGGUUAAGUGACUUGCCCAGGGUCACACAGCCAGUAAGUGUCAAGUGUCUGAGGCCGCAUUUGAACUCAGAAACUCCUGAAUCCAGGGCCGGUGCUUUAUCCACUGCGCCACCUAACUGCCCCAAAAGGCCUUAAAUUUUGCCCCAAAUUUUGUGCUUUUAAUAAGGCCAAAUGCGCACAAAUUAAAUGAGAACAAGUUAAAACUGACAUCGGAUUACUAAUUUACAAUCUUGAACUUUCUCUUCUGUAACCAUAAAGGUUUUAGCAAAGUUUUUCAUCCAAAUUAGAACCUAAUAUCCAUAAAUUCAGGACCUGUGCCUCCUAGGGCUCUUGCACACAUCAAAUUCCUUUUCGAAUAAUUGUUGUUGUUGUUGUUGUUGUUGUUGUUUGGGGGGUUUUUUGUGGGGCAAUGAGGGUUAAGUGACUUACCCAGAGUCACAUGGCUAACAAAUUCCUUUUAAAUUCAAUUAGAUGCUAUAGGUUUCUUAAAGGGGAUUUAAAACAUUCCCAGUACUGUAGCUGAAGUCAAAGACCAAUGAUUCCAUCUUAGACCAGUGUGGAAAAUAUUAAUUUAUUUGAACUGAUUUUAAAAACAUAAUGAAAAUUGAUUGUCCAGAAGGUAAGUAGAGUUUACACAUGUUAUGACAUGACACAUAUGCCUCCUAGCAAGGGGCACCUUCUAGAGAAUUAUCUGUCUCAUAGGCAGAAAAACAUGACACAAAACCAGCUUCAUUUGGAAAAUGCUGCUAAUAUACACUCCUUGCAUGGGUUUUUUCAUUGUAAAAAAUGUUUAGGGAAUGGAAGACUGUCAGGUACAUAUUUUACCAACAGGUUAAAUGGGCAGGUUUUCUACAGAGCCAAGAGCCAGAGAAAUUCAGAUGUUGUAUAAAGAGAUAAGUAUCAUUCCUACUCAGCAAAUCCCAAGUCUCAGGGCAAUAAAAUGAGCAAAAUGGAAAGAAAUCUUAUCUUUAUUCCUGUUGGGUAAAUCCCACCUGUGAUAUGAAACUGUCCAAUGCUCCAUGGUUUAUAAUUUCAUUCUCCAAGAUAUUUUCUACUUAGCAAUCCAGAUGACUUAAACCUCAGUGACUAAUUUCAUUCCUGUUCUCUUGAUGCUAUGUAAAAUAAGGUUUUCCAUUUAACUGGGGCAAAGGUGCAAACCAGGCCACGAUGAGGUUUUUUUCAUGUAACUUGGAUCCUUUUACCCCCAAUAUAACCCAACAUCAUUAUGAUUGACUUAGAGCAUUCUAAGUUGAUGAGGGGCUUCAGACAGAAAGGAAAUCUCUACUGAUUAGUUCUACCAUCUUAAAAACAUUUCAGAUAAUGAAAUCAACAUCUUAAUUUUCCAAAUAGCCUUAAGAAUGACCUGUCGGGGCAGCUAGAUGGCGCAGUGGAUAGAGCACCGGCCCUGGAGUCAGGAGGCCCUGAGUUCAAAUCCGGCCUCAGACACUUAACACUUACUAGCUGUGUGACCUUGGGCAAGUCACUUAACCCCAAUUGCCUCACUAAAAAAAAAAAGAAUGACCUGUCACUGUUUCUCUAUCUUUGAAGCCAGUUAUGGAUUCUUCAGAGCUGAAUAUUCUGCAGUAAGAAGGUCUCUGGGCUUCUUUUUCUCUUCUGUAAGGUGGAGGGAUGGAGGGAGGAAUGGACAAAUAUAAACUUGGUCUCUACCACCUCUCACCCUCCAGGACUCUAGAAAAGAUCCUUUUAAUUAAACUGUCAUGUAAGCUCUGUAAAAUACUUUCCCUGUCAUUAGGACAACUAAAUAUAUUAAUUCAAAUUGGAUCUCUGAUCUCAUUGAGGAGGCUGAUAACAGGUAAAACCUUUGUUUGUCAGAAAGGGUCCACUCAUCAUGGCAGAACUUCCUCACAUUCUCUUGGUUUCAUGAGGAUACCAUGAAGCCCAUGGGCUACCUAUCGGUUAUCACACUCAUCACAUGACCAGCCCACCUUCUGUUUUGAUCAUCCAUUUCUUUGAUGGCAUCCUUAGCUUCAGAGUAAAUAAAGCAUUUUAAUAUGAAAAAAAAUCAUAUUACUAAAACCAAGUAAUGAUCACAAUCUUAUGCUACAAUCUAGAAAUAUUGUUUAUAUUUACAUUUAUGAUUUCAGACAGAGAAGUUUGAAAUGCUCAUUAUGUCACCAUGGCAAGCCAUAAUUUACCUUUAUAUUAAAGCUGCUAAUAUUUCAUGAAGAUAAAUUGGGGAGGAGGGGUACAGUGAUGCACUCAGUGUCUACUUAAUAUACUUUGUGUCUUAACCUUUGUGAAAUGUCAAAACAAUGACAAAACCCAAAUCUUGUAAACGCACACCUGCAUAUGACAUGUCUUAAUUAACUUGGAAUCUGUACUUGAAUGUACAAAAAUGCAAUCUCUCUUUCUCUGCUAGUAAAUUAGUAUGCAUACAUCUUUGAAAGAUAGAGGGGUGGGAGGAAAAAUGCAGUUUUUUCAUUUAGCUUCUUAAUUUAUUUUUGACUAUUAACUAUAAUGAUGAAGCUGCUUAGUCUAUGAAAUCCUUAAAAAAAUACUAAGGAAAUAAAAGGAGUAAUUAUCACGGGCUCUAAACUUUCUACAGACUCUAUUUGUUUUCUUUGUGUUAAAGCAAUGAGACAAACUCAGAAAACUAAAAGGUAAAGGCAGUGGACAAUAUUUUAAUAAAAGUUCUGAGCCAACACAUAUUGAAGCCUGAUACAACACCAAAAGCAUAUGCUUACAGUGCUGGUUUUAUAUUAGCACAUAGAAUCUAAUUUACUUAACCAUUAAAAAUAAUAUCCAUACAGCCACAAUAGCUUUCUUUUUCAUAAUUAACCUCAGAAGAAUGCCUGUGUGGCCGACAUUUUACUAUGGCAUUUUAUAGAUAGCCCGUUUAAUUGGGCCAACUUAGAAACAUGCAAUCAUGGUGUUUAACACAGUUAGGUCUGAGAUAUUGCCAAGAAAUUUAUGCCAUAACAGACAGCAUGGACACAUGUUGUGUUUGAAUGAAUUUAGGUAUUGCUAAUUACCUAGUACUUAGCACAGUACCUGGCACUUAGUGGGUAAACUAAAUGAUUGUUGAUUGGUUUAUUGGACUUGGGAUGUGCUUAAUAUCUAUGAUGGCGAUCAGAAUUAGCUUCUUAUAAGACUGGGACCAAUUUGAAAAGCAUCAUCUUAUCUUUAAAUUGUUUGCAGAAAUUACAACUGUCAAAUACGAAAUGACUCCCUGUAAAGGUAAAGCAUUCCCAUGCCUAAGGCCCCUGUCAAAAAGGAGUGCUAUAAGAAAUAUAAUCUAAUUUUUGACAAUAAAGUCAGAUUUGUUUUAAAUUUAUAUGGGUGUAUGUAUUUGAAGUCAUAUUGAGAAUGCCAAUAAAACAUACUUGAUAA
Molecule: messenger RNA, 5368 nt
Organism: Dromiciops gliroides (monito del monte)
Lineage: Eukaryota; Metazoa; Chordata; Mammalia; Microbiotheria; Microbiotheriidae
Gene: GPR137B
Product: G protein-coupled receptor 137B
Exons: 7
Coding region: 135-1292 (385 amino acids)
Biological process (GO): negative regulation of osteoclast differentiation; regulation of autophagy; negative regulation of bone resorption
Cellular component (GO): lysosomal membrane
Source: RefSeq, a predicted model, not a curated record